Molecule: messenger RNA, 13172 nt
Organism: Coregonus sp. 'balchen'
Lineage: Eukaryota; Metazoa; Chordata; Actinopteri; Salmoniformes; Salmonidae
Source: the annotation of a GenBank genome assembly
AUCCCUGUUGCCCAGCAACACCUGAUCUGGAACAACUUGGAGCUGGAGGAUGAGUACUGUCUGCAUGACUACAGGUGAGUUUAUCAGGGUUGUGUUGAUUUGGCACUUUUGUUUUCUGUUGCUUGCCGUAAUGAACACGACCCUGUUCACAACUCCUUUAUUUUAUUUUUACUCUGUUCAGUUGACUGCGAACCCAUUUUCAUAUACAGCAAUGCCCUGUAAAUGAACCAUCAACUUUGAUCUUUUAAUUUAUGGUUAAUUGAAAUGAGGGAAGUGGGUAACUUUUAGAGGACCUGGCUAUUUGCUUAUAAAUUAAUUCCCCUUGUAGUGAAUAAAUUAUUUCGCCAAACCCUUAUAUCAAUCAACCAAAGAUGUAGAAUUGGCUAAGACAGUCACAUAUAGAAUGUGUUUGGAGAGCUAGCCUAUCCCAGUAAUGAGUCGUCAGUUUUAUUAGAUACAGACCCACUCCACAGAUUGCAGAGGGUGGUUGCGUCAUGAAUGUUUGUCACUUAAUGAUCAGUCCCCGGUGAGAUUUAGUUAGGUCUGAGUAGCAACAAAACAUCCUUUUGAAGUCUUAGAAAUGGAGGGAGCGAGGAGGUGGAUUUGCAUAGAACUGACGUUCUGUUAGAAUUCCGGCGGAAUUCCCAAAUUAAUCUGGAGCACAGACUGACGGAGGAACGAUGAACGAUGUUUGUUCCGCAAUAAUUAUCGUUUGCCUGGUCUGUGUUUCCAGGGUCAUGUUCAUUAGGCACCGGAAGAAAACGGACAAACAGGGAGUGACCUAAGUUUUCCGCUGCGUACUGUAAUGAACAUGACCCAUGCCUGAACGAUCCAGCUAGCUGUAGGGCAAAGCAAUACGAUGAUAGCUUAACCGAGCCAAAGGACUUAGGACAGCUUCUACCAACCAUAAUUGCUGACAUUUAUCUUGUUUUCUGUUUGUCUGUGUGUCUGCAGCAUUGCUGAGGGCUGUACACUGAAGCUGGUCCUGGCCAUGAGAGGAGGACCCAUCAACACCAGGAGAGGUAGGUUGGGAUUUCUCAGCCUUCACUGCUGUAAACCCAUAAGUAUUCACACAGAGUAAAUGCUCCUAUUUGUGGGUGUUUUAGUCCUGUAGCCUCUGUAGCAACAUGUUGAGUUGAUGAACACUGUCCAAGCAGUCUCACCCUCAGGUCCAUUAAGGACUCAGUGAUUGGUUGAUUCUCUCUCUUGUACAGUGUACAUGAUUGAUUGUACAGUGUACAUGGUUGUUGAUUGUUUGUUUGAUUGAUUGACUGACCUGUUUCUCUCUCCCUCAGUGUCUGUGGAGGACCCAGUGAAGGAGAUGGCAGAGCUGAUGGAGGGAGGCAGGCAGGAGGGCUGGGAGAAGAGUCUGCCUAGCAACAAGCAGGUCACCUUCCUGGUGUACCGAGAGGGAGACCAGCUCAACUUCUUCCGGGUCGUCGACCGAGGGGACGGAACUCUGACCCCUGUCUCAGAAUCAUUCAGGUGAAUACAGUCCACUCCAGAUAAGUGCUCUUCGCAGUGCAAUAAAAAAUUUCCAGUCCCAAUUCAACUACAUUGUUUUUAAAGCACGUUCCACUCUCAAACAUUGUACAUAUCUUAGAUCAGUGUGCUUUAUUUGAGGAAGUGUAGGCUGCAAAAUGACAUACUUUCAAGCAGCACUGUAUAUAUAGUGUAUGUUAACCCUACAGGGCUGGUCAUUAUUUUGCUAUAAAAUAUUAAAAUAAACAUAUAAAAUCCUUAUCUAAACCCCAAUUAGUAAUAAAGACAUUCCAAGUAAAUGACAGAAACAAAAAAAUAUUAUAUAUUUUCAUUGUUUAUUUAACAAAAGUGGUGUAUUUAACAAACUCAGAUUUGAUGUGUGCAAAAAUGUGAACCCCUUCAGUCAAUAGCUUGUGGCACCUCCAUUAGCAGCGAUAACUUGGACAAAAUGUCUCCAAUGGCCAGUAAUCUGUCUCUGACAUCUGUUUUGAGGGAUUUUUGCCCACUCCCCCUUACAGAACUCAGCCAAUUGAGUGAGGUUUGAGGGGUGUCUGGCAUGAACGGCCUGCUUCAGGUCCUGCCACAGCAUCGCGACUGGAUUUAGGUCAGGACUUUGACUUGGCCAAUUCAAAACACAAAUCUUCUUUCUCCUGAGCCAUUCUUUGGGAGAUUUGCUUGAAUGCUUUGGGUCGUUGUCUUGUUGGAAGACCCAUUUUCGGCCCAGCUUUAGCUCCUUGAUUGAUGGCCUGACGUUCUGUUGAAGAAUCUCCUGGUAUACCUCAGAAUUCAUGGUUCCCUUAAUGAUGUGGAGUCGUCCAGGUCCAGAGGAGGAAAAGCAGCCCCAGAUCUUGACAUUCCCACCACCAUGCUUGACUGUUGGGAUAAGGUUAUUUUGGUGGUAGGCAGUGUUGGGUUUUCGCCAAACAUAGCGGUGUUGAUUGUGACCAAAAAGGUCAAUUUUGGACUCAUCGGUCCAUGGAAUGGACUUCCAGAAACCUUCAGGUUUGUCCAGGUGGUCUCUGGCAAAGUUAAGACAGGCAGUUUGGUUCUUUUUUGACAGCAGAGGCUUCUUCCUAGCAACCCUACCAUGAAUGGCAUUUCAAUUCAGUGUUCUUAUUGUUGAAGCAUGCACAGUUACCUGAGAUGCAGCAAGGGAGGUCUGCAAAUCUCUGGAUGAUAAGUUUGGGUUGGCUUUUACCUGAUUUAUUAUUGUUCUUAUGACUCUUGGGGAUAUUUUGGAAGGGUGUCCACUUCUAGGCCAAGUUGCUGUCAUGUUAAAUGCUCUCCAUUUGUAAAUGUUUUGCCUCACAGUGGACUGAUGGAGCUCAAAUCUUUUUGAGAUGAUUUUAUAGCCUUCCCCAGACUAAUGUGCUCUCACUACCCUCAUCCUGAUGUCCUCUGAGAUCUCCUUUCCUCUCGGCAUGGUAUGCAUUGCAUUCACCUGGAUGGGUAACACCGAACUGACCAGAUUUCUUAUCUCUAUUUAUCAGAGUCCUGCCCAAACUCUUUCCUAACGAUCUCUCCUUUCAUUCGUUCAUUUGGUAGCUAAUUAAUUACCCACCGGAUUCUACUUACCUACUUGAUUUAACCAAUGCAACUUGGGGUUCACUUAUUUUUGCACCUGCACUAAUUCCUUUUAAAUUUUUAUUUUUCUACUACACGCAUGAUUUCCUCUACACCAACAUAUGGUAUUGGUAAAUAUAAACCUGUUAUGUCAGAUCAUAAAGACUGGUUCUGAUUAAAUCUGUAAUUGCACAAGUGGUUCACAUACUUUAAAGCAGCACUGUAUACAAAAGUAUGUGGCACCCCUUCAAAUUAGUGUAUUAUGCUAUUUCAGCCACACCCAUUGCUGACGGUUGUAUAAAAUCGAGCACACAGCCAUGCAAUCUCCAUAGACAAACAUUGGCAGUAGAAUGGCCCCUCCUGAAGAGCUCAUUGACAUUCAACGUGGCACCGUCAUAGGAUGUCACCUUUCCAACAAGUCAGUUUGUCAAAUUUCUGCCCUGCUAGAACUGCCCCGCUCAACUGUAAGUGCUGUUAUUGUGAAGUGAAAACGUCUAGGAGCAACAACGGCUCAACCGCGAAGUGGUAGGCCUCACAAGCUCACAGAACGGGACCGUAGAGUGCUGAAGCGGGUAGCACGUAAAAAUAAUCUGUCCUCGGUUUCAACACUCACUACCGAGUUCCAAACUGCCUCUGGAAGAAACAUUAGCACAAGAACUCUUCGUCAGGAGCUUCAUGAAAUGGGUUUCCAUGGCCGAGCAGCAGCACACAAGCCUAAGAUCACCAUGCGCAAUGCCAAGUAUCGGCUGAAGUGGUGUAAAGCUCUGGAGCAGUGGAAACGCGUACUCUGGAUUGAUGAAAUGCUUCAACCAUCUGGCAGUCCGAUGGACGAAUCUGGGUUUGGCGGAUGCCAGGAGAACGCUACCUGCCUGAAUGCAUAGUGGCAACUGUAAAGUUUGGUGGAGGAGGAUUAAUGGUCUGGGGCUGUUUUUCAUGGUUCGGGCUAGGCCCCUUAGUUCCAAUGAAGGGAAAUCUUAAUGCUACAGCAUAAGAUUACAUUAUAGACGAUUCUGUGCUUCCAACUUUGUGGCAACAGUUUGGGGAAGGCCCUUUCCUGUUUCAGCAUGAUAAUGCCCCCGUCCACAAAGUGAGGUCCAUACAGAAAUGGUUUGUUGAGAUCGGUGUGGAAGAACUUGACUGGCCUGCACAGAUCCCUGACCUCAACCCCAUCGAACACCUUUGGGAUGAAUUGGAACGCCGACUGCGAGCCAGGCCUAAUCUGCCCAAUAUCUGUGCCUGACCUCACUAAUGCUCUUGUGGCUGAAUGGAAUCAAGUCCCCGCACCAAUGUUCCAACAUCCAGUGGAAGGCCUUCCCAGAAGAGUCUGUUAUAACAGCAAAGGGGGGACCAUCUCCAUAUUAUGCCCAUGAUUUUGGAAUGAGAUGUUCGAUGAGCAGGUGUCCACAUACCUUUGGUCAUGUAGUGGUUCCCAUUCACAGAGACCGUGUAAAAAUAGACCAGGUUUAUAUUCUUCCUCAAUAGAUCUCUGGUCAAGGUCCCCUAUAGCUCAGUUGGUAGAGCAUGGCGCUUGCAACGCCAGGGUUGUGGGUUCGUUUCCCACGGGGGGCCAGUAUGAAAAUGUAUGCACUCACUAACUGUAAGUCGUUCUGGAUAAGAGCGUCUGCUAAAUGACUAAAAUGUAAGGUCAGGAUGGUUGAACGUGUGUCAUCAUUAAGGAAUACCUGGAAUAGUAUAAAGUAAUCCUACCCCCCCCCCCCCCCUCCCCCACCCCCCCAUUAAAAAAAAUAGUGGUUAUCCCACUGGCUAUCAUAAGUUGAAUGCACCAAUUUGUAAGUCGCUCUGGAUAAGAGCGUCUGCUAAAUGAUGUAAAAAUUCGGAACUGAAGUAGUUUAGAACAGAACAGUUUAGAACAGGAUAUCUGUUACACUGAUUCUGACUGUCGAGCUGUUGAUGUCUCCCUCGUAAAAGGCCUGUCCAUGUGUGAUCUUUGUUAACAUGUCUGUGUGUGUGUGUUCCAGUGGUGGCUCGGUGUACAACAUGUUCACGGAGGAGGAGGACAACGACGGUGAGGGCUUGGCUUUGGGCCAGCCGACCCUAGAGAACUCUAUCACCAUGAACAAGAUGAAGCUGCUCAAAGCCAAGAUGGAUGACAUGAACAUCAGCAAGAAGGUAGACAGGUUUUACUUCCUAAUUCAUUCCAUAGGAUGUCAUUAAUUUCAACCCAUUAACACGGUUAGGAAGGAAGAGAAAAUACAUCUUUAUUGCCCAAAGCAAUUUAUUGGCAAAGUGCUUUACAGCAUCCUAAACCUAAAACUUCAAAAUGCAAGCCCACUUGUGACAGCCUCAAUGUGUGACAGUGAUUGACCAAUAAACUUGCAUCUUAAAUAACUACUCAUUAUCUAAUCAAAGUGAGCGAUUCUCUGCCUUGCCUUGCUCAAAUUGAAGCCCUUAAACACACUGUAUGACUCUCUCUGUCUCCACCCCCCAGCCUAAGAAGUCUGCCAAGUUGAAACCUCUGCCCCCCGUCGGCCCCCGGCCCUGCGGCAGCUCUCUGGACCCCUCCGGACCCCGACACCACCGCCUCUUCCGCGUCCUGCCCGAGAUCAACCAAUCCCAUCAUUCCGCCUCACACUUACCUCCAAUCAGGGACCAGGGAUCCACAACUCCCUCCCCUCCCAAUGCUGCUGCCUCCACCUCCACCCACCUGUCAAUCAGCGGCCGAGCUCCGCCCUAUUUCUCUUCCUCGUCCUGUUACAUGCUCCAGGAGGAGGAGCCAUGGAAGUCCAUCCCCAAGACAAUCCGAACCCCUCCCAAAGUGUCCCGGUUGGAGAUCGGCAGCGCCAGGCUCAUGAGGGACUGUGUGUACCCGCAGCUCCCCGUGCUCUCCAGCAGGGGGCAGGUUGAUGGGGCCAUGGAGCUGCCUGACCCCAGAAGAGAGGCACUGGGCCUGGGGUUGCUGGAGGAGGCGGCGGGCCUGCUGGAGCCCACACCGCCUGGAGCUUUGUACGGAGGAGACCUGCUCUCAGAUCCCCUCAGCCUGGACAUCUCUUCCCAGCCAGAGAUGGAUCUGGGAGGGUUGGAUGGUCUAGGAGCCCUGGGGGUUGGAGCAGAGCUCCAACUCCCUUCCACCCCCUCUCUGCUCUCCCAAGCUGUGGGGAUGAACUCUUUAAACAACUGGGCAAUGGGUGGUUCUGAUAGGCUAGCCUGGAAAGGUGUGAGGACACCGUUACUAGGCAACACACUUCAUCAUAUACCCAACUCUCCUUCCUCAUCAUCCUCCCCCUCUAGUAGACCAAGACUACCACAACCCUUUGAGUUCACCGGCUCAGCAACGUCACCCAUACGACCCAAUCUCCAUUCCUCCUCCCACCCCAGCACUCUUCUCUCCCAUCCUCCUCCUGCUAGCCCCUCCUCUCCCCCUCACGGCUCUCAUUUGCGAGGCAUCAAUGUGGACUCCCCAGGCAAGUGGCCGGAGAUGAUCAGUAAAAGCGAGGCGCGGGGAAUCACCAAGCUGGCCAACCAGGCCUGUAAGGAGCCUCUCGGGUCCCUCAGCAACACAGAGCUCCUGGCCUCCCUGUCCUCCUCCAGGUCCCCAGGCAGCAGCAGCAGGGGAGUCCUAGGAUCGAGCCUGGGACUUGGGUUGGGGCCUCCCGCUGUUGGGGCCUCCGGGCUUGGCAGGCUUGUCUCCAUGGCUACCUCCCUUCCAGCCAACAUCCAGCUACUCCAGGAGGACCUGAUGCUGAGAGCAGCCACCUCCAACAAGGUAAGUAGUGAGGACAGACUAUUGAGAUACAACCCAGCUAAGAUGAAAAAUGGGUACUAUCCACAAAUAAGGACUCAAUGAUCAACUGCCAAAUAGGAAUAAGCAACUCAAAGAAGCACAGUGAUAGUGAAUUUGUGUUGUAUUGUGAGGUACUGUACUGUUGUACACUGUAUAGUUUUUGCGUAGCCUGAAAUCCAUAACCUGUUUUGCUAACAUUCCACUCCUUGUACUCUGUGUCAUUGCCAAACAAUGUUUAGCAUGAACAAGGAGUUUUAAUGAGUGUAACGAUCGCUAAACAGACUGGUACCCAGGCUAUUUUGUGCAGUGUUGAUAGAGCCCCAAAGUGGAGGUGUCAUAAAACCUAGCGGUCAAACUGGGAAAUGGUUCCAAUUGUUUUUCCACCAUUCAUUUUUCCCAUAGUGGAUUUUAGAAACACUUAAAAUAAGGGCUGUGUUUUGUGUAGGCUUACCCUGGUGUGAUGUUUUGAUAACCAUGUAAAUCUCUCUUGGACAUGGUGACUUUUAUCAAUAUAUUCGGCUCUAUUUACUCUGAUUCGAAAAUGCUAAUUAGUGUCAAAGUAGACAUCAUGCAAAACUACAAAUCCCUGCAAGCUCCUGCACGUCAUCUCUAGCUGACAUCUUUGCUAACAGGUUUUGUUUAAAUUUUAAACUUGCACGAGACCAUUCACAGAAUUGUCCAUUUAAAGAGAUGUAGCCUAUUUAUUCUUUACUCCAUUUAGCUAACAUUAGAUAGUUAAUCCAGAGAUUCUUACCUUUGCCUCGAUUCGGCAGUCUCGUCCAGAUCAUCAUGGCGUUUUGUAGUUCUUUAUGAUAGCCACAUUAGCAGCUAAUUAGCAUUUCAUUUUGGGGGGGUAAAUACAGGCAAAUCUAUUGAUUUAAAAGUCACCUUGUCCUAGAGAGAUUUACACGGUUAUCAAAACAGAACGCCAGGAUAAGUCUACACGAAACACAGCCCUUAUUUUAAGUGUUUCUAAAAUCCCCUAUGGGAAAAAUGAAUGGUGGAAAAACAAUUGGAACCAUUUCCCCGUUUGACUGCUAGGUUUUAUGGGUAUUAUGACUCAUACUGUGGUACUCUAUUGACCUUGUCUGAAACCUCCUCUCAUCGUUUCAGUCGUCCAACAGCCUGGGAUCAGCUGGAGGCUCCAGUUCAAUAAGUAGACUAGGUGAGUGGGACAACCCUAAAAACCCAUGGACCUGGGUCUGGUCGAAAGUAGUCUAUGUACUGCACUAGGGAAUAGCAUGCCAUUUCAAAAGCAGACCCAGUCUUAAUAGAAGUUUUAUUUGUACUUUAAUCCUAUUAAGAAGAUAAGAAUAUAAUAAGGAGACAUUCUCAGAUCCUCAUCUCAUUGAAUCUAAGAGGAAAUGUGAUGGAAAAUAUAUUUUUUACAUUUCAUAACGGAAAAUUCAAAAUAUAAUCAGAAUCACCCUGGGGUGAUGGUUCUAUUUAUAUCCUGUUUAUUAAAAACCCAAAUCUUUGUUGAAAGCAAGAUGAUUAUCCUAGUAGCCUAGCACAGGGCCUGUUGUAUGCAGCAUAAUGCUGCCCUGCAGAUUGUUGCCUUUGUGUCUCUGACCUGGUGAAGCAGGGUGGGCGGCUCAAACACACACUGCCGUGGAGCGAGGACACACACACACACACUGUCAGAAAGAGACGGAACAGCUCUCUGACCAACCCAGGGGUAGUGGCAGACUGAGACCACACGCACACAUGAACGCAUGUACACAGUAACAAAACAGCUCACUGACCUAGGGUUAGUGCCAGUAAGGGCCACACACACACCACACACACAGCAAGUACACACACACACACACACACACACACACACACACACACACACAGGGGAGUAUUAUGUGAAAGCAACCAAUGCAUGUUGUAUGAGCAUUGCAGCGUGGCAUGGAAAUGGCAUUCAAUAUUAAUACGAUACAGCUGCAGAAUGAGCACAAGCAACAGGAGAGAGGAGACACAUUCACGUUCACACACACACACACACACACACAAGUUUGUGCAUAGACACAAUAACCCAUAUACACCACGCAAUGAGCCAAGGACAGCAGUACGUUUGAGAUCGGCUACAUUGCAGUCGGACUUCACUGAUCACUAAUCUACAAAUUACCUUGCAUCCCAAAUAACUACUCAUUAUGUAAUCAAGAUUAGUGAUUAUGUGUCUCGUCUUGCUCAAACUGAUUCCCUUCAAACAGCUCAUCUUAGUGUGGAUGGCCUUUGAGUAUGUUCUGUAGUAGUAUAUGAGCAGGUUAGUGAGGAGGACACAACUCAACAUCCAAUCUCAUGGCCCAUUGGGUGGGAGAUUCUCCUGUCUGUUGUGUCACACUAACCUCCUUUUAUAUCAGUCCUGUUACGCCUGGCCUUCAUUCCUAUUAUCUUCACGUCUGUCAGUCAGUGUCUCUCUCUCUCUCUCUCUCUCUUUCUCUUUCUCUCUCUGUCUCUGUCUCUGUCUCUGUCUCUGUCUCUGUCUCUGUGUCUGUCUGUCUAUCUGUCUCUGUCUCUCUCUCACAUUUCAAUUUAAGGGCUUUAUUGGCAUGGUAAACGCAUGUUUAAAUUGCCAAAGCAAGUGAAAUGGAUAAUAAACAAAAGUGAAAUAAAAAUUUACAGUAAACAUUACACUCACAAAAGUUCAAAAAUAAUAAAGGCAUUUCAAAUGUCAUAUGUCUAUAUACAGUGAUAUAAUGAUGUGCAAAUAUUUAAAGUACAAAAGGGAAAAUAAAUAAACAUAAAUAUAGGUUGUAUUUACAAGGCUGUUUGUUCUUCACUGGUUGCCCUUUUCUUGUGGCAACAGGUCACAAAUCUUGCUGCUGUGAUGGCACACUGUGGUAUUUCACCCAAUAGAUAUGGGAGUUUAUCCAAAUUGGAUUUGUUUUCUAAUUCUUUGUGGGUCUGUGUAAUCUGAGGGAAGUAUGUGUCUCUAAUAUGGCAGGAAGUUAGGAAGUGCUGCUCAGUUUCCACCUCAUUUUGUGGGCAGUGUGCACAUAGCCUGUCUUCUCUUGAGAGUCAGGUCUGCCUACAGUGGCUUUUCUCAAUAGCAAGGCUAUGCUCACUGAGUCUGUACAUAGUCAAAGAUGUCCUUAAUUUUGGGUCAGUCAGUGGUCAGGUAUUCUGCCACUGUGUACUCUCUGUUUAGGGCCAAAUAGCAUUCUAGUUUGCUCUAUUUUUUUGUAAAUUCUUUCCAAUGUGUCAAGUAAUUAUCUUUCUGUUUUCUCAUUAUUUGAUUGGGUCUAAUUGUGUUGCUGUCCUGGGGCUCUGUGGGGUCUGUCUGUCUGUCUCUCUGUCUGUAUCUCUGUCUGUAUCUCUAUCUCUGUCUGUCUGUCUGUCUGUGUCUGUCUCUGUCUGUCUGUUUCGUUCUCUCUUUCUCACUUUCUAUUUCUCUCUUUCUCUCUUUUUCUCUUUCUCUUUCUGUUUCUCUCUUUGUUUCUCUCCCUCUGUCUAGCUGUGUCUCCCUCUGUCUGCUGUUUCUUUCUUGCUCUCUCUUCUCCCCUCCCCCCUUCUCUCUCUUUGUCCUGUUACCCUUGUCCAUUAACCAUAUCUCCAUGCAUCCACGGGUGUGAGAACAGUUAAAGCAAUGUGGAGUGUUUUAUGUAAUAUGUGCUUGGAAAAAACCAGUUUAACAAUGUAUAUAAUUAAAUAUUCCCACACUGGAACUAGGGAUAUCCUUCAGUUAUUAUUUUCAUAUUUUUUUCUAAACAAGUUUUAGUAUUCAAGCUACUAAUAGUAGGAAAAUAACAAUUUCCAUGCGCUGUGAGGAGUCUAAGAUAUGUGAUCACAAUUCCCUCACUAGACCCAAUCAAUAUUUUUUCCUUUACAUGUUGCCUUAGUAAUAGUUAGGAAACUAAACAUCAUUUCAUGUUGAUACACCAGGCCUGACUGACUGACUGCUCCUGGUGUGUUUUAUACAGUGUUCUUGGCUUACUAUAUUAUUUUGAUUACUCAAAGUAAACCAGAACUAUGCUUUUUUCCUCAAAGUAGAACACAACUAUCCUGUAUUCCGGUCUCCUCCAGGCACCCCGACAUAUCAUCUGCCUCCAGUCAAGGUCCCGCUGGGUAGGAAGAAGAAGAGCUCUAAACACUGCUUCCUCUGUGGCAAGAAGACUGGUCUCGCCACCAGCUAUGAGUGCAGGUACAUCUCUCAAUCCCUCUAUCAUUCUCUCCCUCCCUCCAUCACUCUCUCUCACUCCAUCCUCCCUUCCUAUUUGUCAAGAAGCCUGCCCUCGCCACCAGCUAAGAAUUCAAGGUAGGAAAAAAAACACUAGUCUGCCAGCUCUCUCCCUCUCCUCACCCUCUCUCUUUCUCCCUCCCCCUACCAGCCUUACUCACUCCCUCAUUACUCAUUCUAAUUCAGUUUUGUCUGUUUUAUGUAUGUGUCUUUACUACUACUAGGUAUGCCUAGAGUAUGCCAGGAGUUUUUCCUGUCCAGUAGUGUUCAUGUCAUCAACAUCAUGAUAUCGCAUGCUCCCUCACCACCACAACCCCAGUAUCAAAUAUCACAAGCUCCCCUGUCCUUGUUUAAGGGACACAGUGUGUGCUGGUGAUGCAACAGAGUGUACUGGAACUGUGUCAUCUCUCAUCAUAACACUAUAACGGUCUGAUGUUGGAGUCACGCUGGGUUCAAAAGAUUGAAAUUGUGAUUGUUUAGAUUACUCAGCACUAACAAGUGUUCCAUUGGUGUGUGCAUCUCAGUAGUCCGUCUUUAGCAGGUUUCUUGUUGGACAUAAAAGACUGUAAAAGCACCAGGAAAUCAGCUCCAAGUGAUUGUAAUUUGGGAAAUCUGUUCCCAAGUAUUCCUGCGCAUAAUAGAGAUAUAUGUGAUCGUAUACAAAUGUAAGCAAGGUUUGAAAUUAUGUUUUAGUAAAAUCGUAUAAAUUUUUGGGCUUCUUGCGAUCAAUUUGCAUUCUACAAAUUAUUGUUAAUUAGGUUCCGGCCCCCUGACCAUCCACUCAAGAAAAAAUCGUCCCGCGGCUAAAUCUGGUUGAUGAUCCCUGGGGUAUAGUCUCUCCCUUAUCUGAAAACGGGUAUGAGUCACAGUUAAAGCAAUGUGGAGUGUGCGUUAUGCUUAGUCCAGUUUUUCUACACAAGUGGAUUGUUAUCUCUAUUUCAGUUCCUCUGGGAUAGAGAAGGGUUAGAGCUAUUUAAAAAAAAGUUUGAGAUAAGUGUCCACAAUAAUCUCUAGAUAAUAAGGUGUUUCAGUACUGGGCUUGUAAUUGACUGAAUGUGUCACCUGAGAUGUAAUCCAUUUAGUAAUUGAUUGAAAAUGCAGACAACACAUCAAGGUGUUGAUGAAGAUGUUUAUAAGGACCCUUUACCAGCCAGAUUCCAUAUGGCCCUAAAAUACAUGGGUUUCUAAUCAUAUUGUGUGGCUCAGUUGGUAAGAGCAAGGCUAUGGUUGUGGGUUCAAUUCCUGCAGGGACCUCCUAAACACACUUUACAUUUUUGGGGGUAUGCUCUCAUUGUACUGUAACUAAAUGCGCUCAUUGUACUGUAAGUCACUUUGGUUAAACUCAUAUUGUCUGAGUGGCAUAUAUAAAUAGGGCUGUUAUGUUCCUUUGUUUUCUCAGGUGUGGUAACAACUUCUGCGCCACACACCGCUACGCAGAGACCCACGACUGCACGUACAACUACAAGAGCGCCGGACGCCGCUUCCUCCAGGAAACUAACCCCAUCGUCAACGCUCCCAAGCUGCCCAAGAUCUGAGCCCCUCACCCUGUCCCCCCCUCUAUCCCUGCACUCCUCCUUUCUCUUUUGGGAAUGGAGGGAUGAAGAGAAAGAAAGAACCGAUUCACCUGAAUGAUUAAAAACAAAAAGAAGGAAGGAACUUGAUCACCGCUGUGCUUUUUAAUCACCAAGUUUGACCUAAUUACGUCAAUGCCAAGUGUGAACAAAACGGAGAACAGAAAAUAUUAGCACACAAACUAUUAGCUAGCUAUCGCCUCCACUCUGGACAAUGUGAACAAACUGUUGAUCCACUUUCUUCGUAUACUGUAACCUUCAUCUUUUUCCUUAGCAAAAAAGUACUGCAUGUACUGUACAUAGGUGGUUUUUUAAAGCAGAUGUCUGUUUAUUUAAUGUUUUAACGGAACAGAAGUGCACGACUCCAAGCGUAAACGUUAUACACGUAUCAUUUUUGUUUCUUUCUUUUGUUUGUCAGAUUGUUUGUUUCUUAAAAUAGGACUGCAGUUCACGUUUUCAUGCGACAAGUCUUUGAGAGAUGCACUUUAGAAUGAUCAUAUUUAUAUACUGAUGUUUGACUUUGACUUUUUUUUUCUAGGGAAGGCUCUUGCAGUUCUGUGUUUGUCUUUGUAAUUAAGUGUUUUUAUGUUGUCUUACUGUCUAUCAUCAUGUUUUUAUAUCCAGUACCUACAGUGCCUUCAGAAAGUAU